Pseudocercospora fijiensis CIRAD86 is the source of this 4215-nucleotide messenger RNA. It is a transcript of the gene Atr3, whose product is annotated as ABC transporter, PDR-type. The coding region runs from base 1 to 4215 and encodes 1404 amino acids. Gene Ontology annotation, molecular function: ATP hydrolysis activity; ABC-type transporter activity; ATP binding. The record is from RefSeq and is a predicted model, not a curated record. Gene Ontology annotation, biological process: transmembrane transport. The transcript has 2 exons. NCBI's taxonomy places the organism in Eukaryota, Fungi, Ascomycota, Dothideomycetes, Mycosphaerellales, Mycosphaerellaceae. Gene Ontology annotation, cellular component: membrane.
AUGGAGCAGACCAAAUCUAUUGCAUCCGAACAACUAUCUGCCAGUAGCACGGGCAAAGAUGAGUCGUCGUCUUCGCUGCAGGUUGGGGCGACUCCAACUGAAGAAUGGGAAUCCCGCCAGGAACGCUCCGUGGACGUCUUCCUAAAUGCCCUGCCACAAGGUCAACACUCUGCCAACGUCAGCGCAUCAGGUGUUGUCUUUCGCGACCUGUACGUGGCAAGAAGCGUCCAACAAUGUACAGCGCCGCACACAUUUGCCAGUGCUGCGCUUGGCGACAUCUUAUCGCGCAUUCUGAAGUGUCUCCGAGCAUCGGGCACGAAAGCUACUUGCACUCCGCACCCAGUAAUCAGGAACUUCACGGGCGUCGUGGGCAAUGGCGAGAUGAUGCUCGUGCUGGGGCGUGCGGGAAGCGGAUGCAGCACAUUCCUCAAGGCCAUAUCGCAUCGACAAGAUCAAGACACUUCUGCAACUGGGCACGUCAGCUGCGCUGGCAGGUCAUCGUACUGUCCAGAAGACGACCAGCACUUCCCAGCCCUGACCGUACGGCAGACAUUGGAAUUCGCGCUGAGAAGCUCGUUCCCAACAGAAACCACACGGCAAAUUGGAUCCCUCGCCAAUGCACUCCUUGAGAUCUUUGGAAUGGAGCUCUCGAGUGAUACCUUGAUAGGCAAUACACUGAAAAGAGGAAUCAGUGGCGGAGAGAGGAAACGAGUCUCGGUGAUGGAAGCUUUAUCGCUGCAAUCACCUAUCUCAGCUUGGGACAACAUCACAUGCGGUCUCGACGCAAAUGCCGCUCUGAGACUCAUCCGCUGCCUCCGACUGAUUACCCACAAAACCAACCGAUCAGCCGUCAUCGCUCUGAACCAGGCAGGAGACGAGAUCUACCAUCUUUUUGACAAAGUUCUCGUAAUCCACGGAGGCCGGAUGCUGUACCAGGGUCCGACUGGAGACGCUCGGCAGUACUUUCAGAGUCUUGGAUAUCGCAUCAAGACUAACCAGCCAAUGGCGGAAUUUCUGACCAACCUGAUAUCAUCGGGAAACUCAGUACACAACUGCGGUCGAACUGCAGAAGACCUGGAACAGAUUUUCCGCGACAGCAAAGCCAAUGAACUUGUUCUCGCCGAGGUCAAGCGCCAGGAGGUGAAGCUCGAGGCACUUCAUGGCUCUGCAGGAGAUGACUCCAGCCAGACGCACAUACACCACAGAUCUUUCGUGCCAAAUUAUCGACAGCAGGUCAUCAAUUGUGUCAGGCGUGAAUUCUGGCUCAAGAGCGGAGAUUGGAGACGGCAGGUGUUGAAAUAUCUCCUUGCCAUUGCGGACGCUCUGGUAGUCGCGAGUCUCUACUAUGAUAUCCCGGAGAGUACAGCCGGACUCCUUUCACGCAGCGGAGCGACACUUUUUGCGGCCCUCCUUCUCAUCUGGGUGCAACUAUGUGAGGUCGAUGAAACUUUAUCGAGCCGAGCUUUCUUGGAGCGACACAGACAGUAUGGACUCUACCGGCCUAGCGCUGCUAUGCUGGCUCGUUUUGUGGUCGACUGGAUCAUGAUACCUACCUUAGUGGUCCCGUUGGUCAUUAUCAUCUACUUCAUGGCAAAUUUCGCCCUGAAUGCUGGUAAAUUCUUUGCAUUCCUGGCUUUUGUCUGGAUCUUGACAUUGUGUGUUACCGCCUUAUUCCGACUUCUGGCUAUCUCAAGCGCAAGUCCGGACAACGCCGUCCGUUUUGCAGGCGUCGCUCACAACGUUCUCCUAAUGUUUGCAGGAUACACCAUUACCAAGUCUCGACUCAUGGCAGAUCGGCCUUGGAUCGGCUGGAUUGCUUACAUCAACCCACUGGCUUAUGGCUUCGAAGGUAUGCUGAGCAGCCAACUUCAUGAUGACAGGAUUCCAUGCGCGCCAGAACACCUUGUUCCCUACGAAAAUGGAUCUGGAAUUUCUCCCCAAACGUGCAGCAUUCCGGGCACUGGUCGGGGAAACACAGAUGUGAGAGGCCACGAAUAUCUAUCCAAAGUGUUCCAAUACAACUUUGCGCAUCUUUGGAGAAACUUUGCUCUGAUUGUCGUGCUCACCGGCGUGUAUCUGUUCGGGACCUGGGUAGCAUCUGAGAAGAUGUGGCGUAUACACCAGCCAGCUCGUCAGCGCGUAGUCGUUCAAACUGGUCAGGAUCGUCGCCGAAUCGCUGACGAGGAUACUGGAGAUGUCGAGAAAAACUUGAACGACCAUUCAGGAGCGUCAGACUCGGGCACAACGGAAACAAUGAACGAAAGUCCCCCCUCCCUAGGAGCUGCUCACGAUCUUUUUGCAUGGAAGAGCAUCAACUAUACGGUCAAGGAUGGUGUUUCCUCACGACAGGUGCUUGUAGACAUCAAUGGCUACGUGGCCCGCGGUGUUUUGAUGGCUCUUGUAGGUCCCUCUGGGUCUGGAAAGACCAGCCUCCUCCAUGCGCUCUCGGGUCAGCAGGCCGCAAAUUCCGUGGUGACGGGCAUUGCCACCAUGAGUGGAAAGACGGCUGCGAGGGACUUCCGCCGGUCUAUCGGACUUGUGGCACAAGUCAGCAUACUUGAAGAAACCGCCACCGUUCGCGAGGCGCUGGAAUUCUCCGCAAUUCUUCGACAAGACCCAUCAUUUUCCAAGAUAGAGAAGCUACAGUACGUGGCCCAUUUGCUCUCUGUCCUUGGACUCCAAGGCAUCGCAAACACAAUCAUCGGAUCUCUCAGCUAUGCAGAACGAAAGCUUGUUGACAUCGGAUAUGAGCUUGUCGCCAGGCCGUCCCUUGUAAUGAUGGACGAACCGAUAAGUGGUCUAGACGCACAAGCUGCUCUCUCGAUCAUUCGCCUUCUUCGUCGGCUCUGUGAUUCUGGCAUGAAAAUCAUAUGCUCCAUACAUCAACCAUCCACGGAGAUUCUUCGACACUUCGACACGCUCUUCGCUCUCGACCUCAGUGGCCGGUGUGUCUACUCUGGCUCAGCCUUGGAUCUCAGACAGUAUUUGGCCACACGCGGCGUCCUUUGUACUGACGAUGCACAUGGAAUUGCACUUAUCAUCGAUUCAUCCAUGCGGAGCUCCACCGGAGAAGGGUGGGCAGAAGAAUGGUCCAAUUCGGACGAGAUCAGAGCUUUAUCUGCCACGAUUCAAGUCAUUCAGCAUGAUAAACCGUCCUCAAUAUCCGAGAAGCGGCGAUCGUUCGCGCCUCAUGCUGCACCCUUGGCGCUGCAGGUGAGGCUUCUUACUACGCGACUGCUUUUACAGUACUGGCGAGAACCAUCAUACUGGUACACCUGGAUCAGCGUGUCACUCACAUCAGGCCUCAUUAAUGGACUCUGUUUCUGGCAGGUCGGAAACACUCUGGCCAGUCUCCAAGACCGAAUGUUUAGUGUAUUCCUCAUCAUACUCUUGCCACCCAUCAUCGUCAACACCGUCAAAGUGCGCUUCUACCAGAAUUUGCUUUUGUGGACGACAAGAGAGUUGCCAUCCGGGACUUACGAUUUCACAGCACUCUGUGCGGCCUGUAUAUUGGCCGAAAUUCCAAUGGCAACGGUCUCUGCAUUGCUCUACUUCUUAUCGUGGUACCUUCCAAGCGGGAUAUCACAUCAGUUCUCCACGGGCUGCUAUGUGUUUGCAAUGACACUGUUUUAUUUCUGGUUCCUGUUCUCUUGGGCUCAAUGGAUCUGCAUGCUGCUUCCCGACAUCGAAAUGGUGUCGAAUGCCCUGCCAUUCUUCUUUGCCGUCACUGGGCUGUGCAAUGGAGUUGUGAGACCAUUCUCGCAGCUUCCGAGCGUGUGGAGCCGCUGGCUGUAUUGGGUAAAUCCAAUGACUUGGUGGAUCGGCGGCAUUCUAUCCACUAUCCUCGGCAACCUGCACAUCGAGUGUACAGAAAGCGAGCUGAUACACUUCGAUCCUCCCGCGAACACUACUUGUGGCCAGUACAUCAGUAACGCUGACCCGGGUUACGUACUGGCCCCAGAUGCGACGAGCAACUGCAUGUAUUGUCCUUUCGCCACUGGCACCGGGUACUUCACCAGCCUGGGCUUUCAUCGGCAACGAAAGUGGCUGAGCCUAGGACUGUUUGCUUCAUUCGUUGUCACGAACUGGCUCUUGUUCUUUUUCCUCACUGGUAUGAGGCACUCCAAGCGGCUGCACCAUAAGCGAGAGACCACGAUACGCAGGAUGAAGGAAAUUGCCAACGCAUUGGUGAGCCUAAAUCGAAAAAGUGCUUAG